CACCUUUUUCUCACCGGUUGUGCACUCGAGAGAAAGGCAACACGCACCAGGUAUACCAGGCAAGGGAAGUUGACAAGUUGCCAGCAACGCCCGACGUUUGCUUGCAAAGCAGGCCAGAGCAUACUCUGUUGCACAUAUUCUGUUGCACAUACUCUGUUGCACAUACUCUGUUGCACAUACUCUGUUGAUACGCAGAGCUGCCUUGUUGACGAGCCAGACGAGAACAGGCAGCGGAACACAACAGACGAAGAGACGACGGAAGCGACACACAACAUACCGUUGCAACCAGCAUUGACACAAACACAAACAUGAUGGACGUGGAGCAAUUGCACGUUGUGCUGCAGCAAUCCUUCAGCCCCGACGCCAGCCUUCGAAACCCGGCGGAAGCAACCAUUCGGAACCUCAAACACCUCAAGGGAUCCACCGCGUUGCUAUUGCAGAUCGCCACCGAGAAGCAGGUGAGUGGAGCCAAGCCGAAUCGGAGCCGAGUUGAGCUGGAGCAGAGAGAACUGGAAUGAAAAGCAGCAGGCAGCAAAUUGGUGGCAGCAGAAUGGGCUCUGUCGCGAUCGAGAUGAGACGCUGGGAGGUGCAACGACAAAAGCAAAAACCCAUCCCGUGCAUUCCACCUCCACCACGCACCCUGACUCGUGCCAUCUGCCAUCGAUUGUUCAUUUCCACCGAUGUCGACCUCACGAUUGCUGUGUUGUGUUCUUUGUCUUUAUUGCUAACCGCGUCUUGCUCUUGCUCUUCUUUCCGGCUGCCUCGUCGCUGUCUUGGGUUGGUGCCUGUCCACAGGUCCAGUUCGAGGUCCGACAAGCCGCCUCCAUUCAACUGAAGAACAUUUGCAGAGAAUGCUGGGCCGAGCGACUCAAUUUUGCGGGGUAUCCCCUCUCGGAUGCCGACGGAAAGAAAACCCCGCUGCUGGACGACGAGGACAAGGGCGUCAUUCGACCGGGUUUGGUCAAGGCCCUGCUGGACGAAACCGAAAAGAGCAUACGGGAUCUGAUGGCGGAAACCCUGCACACGAUCGUCAUCCACGACUUUCCCGAGCGAUGGCCGGAUCUCAUCCCGACCCUGCUGCAAACGGUGCAGCAGGGAGCGACGGACCCGAGCAGGGCGCUGCAUGUCCACAACGCGCUCCUGGCGCUCCGAAAGGUGUGCAAGCGAUACGAAUACAAAAGCAAGGACCAGCGGGGGCCGCUCAACGAAAUCGUCGCGCAGUCCUUUCCGCUCUUGCUGCCCCUGGCCCAGAGACUCUCCUCGAAGGACGAAAAUUCCCUGGAAAGCGCAAUGAUACUGAAGCAGAUUCUCAAGAUAUUCUGGUCGUCCACGCAGUUUUACCUCCCCGGUGGUGGUGCCAACGGAGAACCCUCCCCGGCCCUGCAAAACCCCCAGUCCAUGCAACCGUGGCUGGACAUCCUGAGGGCGGCCCUGGAGAAAGAACUCCCGGAGGGCGGAACGGGUCUGGAACCCAGGGGCCAACCAACGACGGUCGAGGAACGCAACGCCUGGCCCUGGUGGAAGGUCAAAAAGUGGGCGGUCCAGAUCAUGAGCCGGCUCUUUUCCAGGUACGGGAUCCCAACCUAUGCGGAGGACGACUCGAAGCUCUUUGCACAGUACUUCUCGCAGCACGUCGCUACGGCCUUUCUAGAGCCCGUCUGUGCCACCCUGAACCUCCGGCCCAGUGGUCAGUUUUGCACGGACCGUGUCGUGCACCUGUGCCUGACCUACGUCGACCUCGCCGUGGAGCUCUCGUCGACCUAUAAGCUGCUCAAGCCGCACCUAGACUUUUUGCUCUACCAGGUGUGCUUCCCCACCAUGUUCCUCGUGGAGGACGACAUCGACGUCUUUGAGAACGACCCCCACGAGUUUGUGCAGCGACAAAACAGCCCCCUCGCCGAUUUUUACGACCCCCGCAUGUCCGCGAUCACCCUCGUCACGGACCUCGUGAAACACCGCGGGCAGGACGUCACGCAGGGCCUGCUGGGUCGAAUGACGGAAAUCCUCAACCGGUACGCCGGGGCACCCGUCGAAUCGAAGAACCACAUCGAAAAGGACGGAGCCCUGCUCAUGUUCGGAUCCCUAGCGAAGUUUCUGCUGGCAAAGGAGAAGUACGCCAAGGAGAUCGAGGGGUUGCUUGUGACGCACGUCUUUCCGGAUUUCAAUUCGCCCGUGGGAUUUCUGCGGUAUCGCGCGUGCUGGAUGGUGCAGCAGUUCUCGACCGUGCAGUGGUCCGACGACGGUACCAACCUCCGAACCCUGUUGCAGUUUAUGCUGCAGCGGCUCAGCGAUCCCGCCCUGCCGGUGCAAAUCGAGGCGAGCAAGGCGCUACGGUUUUUGAUCGAGGCAGACGGGGCCGACGAAACCCUGCUGCCGGUGCUCCCGCAGCUGCUGACCGAAUACUUCCGCAUCAUGAACGAGAUCGGCAACGACGAGGUCGUCAGUGCGCUGCAGGUGUUGCUGGACAAGUUCGGUGACCACAUCGAGCCCCACGCAAUCCAACUGGUGACCCAGCUCACCAAUGCCUUCAACCAAUAUUGCACGGCCGGAGAAGACGACGACGACGACGACGCAGCCAUGGCAGCCGCCCAGUGCCUCGAGUGCAUCGCAACCGUUCUCAAGGGAAUAUGCGACCAGCCCGCCAUGAUGAGAAACCUAGAACCACUUCUGAUCCCUCUCGUGCUAAAAAUCAUGGGCAACGACGGAGAAUACAUCGAAUACCUCGAGUGUGCACUGGAUAUCUUGACCUUCCUUACGUACUUUCCGGACACAAUCUCUCCCGAGUUGUGGCAGGCAUUCCCGCUCAUUUACAUUGCGUUUGACCAAUGGGCUUACGAUUAUCUAAACAUGAUGGUACCCUGUCUACAGGCUUAUAUUCAGAAGGCACCCGACAUGUUUUUGGCCGGACAAGCCCAGCUACCGGAAGGAAACGUUCCCUACAUCGACUUGAUCGUUAGCAUGGUUGCAAAAACUGUCACCAACGAAAGGUCAUCGGAAAGCGAAUGUCGACACGCCCUGUCCUUGUUCAUGGGCGUCUUGCACAACUGCCAAGGCAAGGUUGACGGAUAUAUUUCAACGAUCAACGAGAUAGUGCUCGGGAAGCUAGGGCAGGUAAUUAAUUCAGAUGUUCAACUCACCCGGAUUUCAAUUUACCAAGUGCUGGGAUCAGCCCUUUACUACAACCCCCAGCUGCAACUGGCAGAACUCGAGAAACGCGAAGUGACACAACAGGUGUUUCAAAAAUGGAUGGCAGAUGCAGAAAUGAAAGACAUGACGGAUCGAUGGCUUCCCCGGAAGCUUACUGUGCUUGGUCUGGCGUCUCUUUUCCACAUUCCAGCAGCUACUUUGCCCGCUCCGAUUCAGUCAUCGCUUCCUGCUCUGAUUGACUCUCUGAUCCGCAUUACUAUUUCUCUCCAAAAAGAUUCCGAGGGCGGCGACAGAGUAACCCAGGACGACAACAACUUUUCAGGAGACAGCGAGGAAUCGAUAGGAGACGUCGAUCAGGGCUUUGGCGAGGACGAGGACGUUACAAACGAGGUGGACGAGUCGUACCGAAAGGCGUUGUCGGGCGUGACCUCGUGGGACGACGACAUGGCAAAAUUCCUGCUGGGUGGCGACUGGGACGACAGCGAAGACAUUGACGAGGAUUUUACGUCUCCGCUGGAUCAAGUCCACGAACUCAUAUUUCUCAACGACACGCUGAAAGGGGCCUUCCAACGAGAGCCCGAGGUGUAUCAACAAGUUCAAUCCGCUAUGAGUCCCGAAGCAGUAGCAAACUGCCAAAAGGUGUUCUUGGCCGCCGAUCAGAUUCGUGCCCAGGCAGCACAACAAACUACGCAACAAUCAUAGACAUUUUUCUCAAUUGAAUAGUGCAAUGACUUUUUUAGGUUUGCAUAUUGUGCUGCUUUAUAAUAUUUAUGCAUACACGUCAGAAUCACCUUGCACUAGCUGACUGACAUCAGUAUAUGGCAGUGAAGCGGGAAGACUGUUUUUGGAUGAAUUGUUUCUUCACGAUCUCGGUACUUCGUAUUAUGAUGACAAAAAUCAGUUAGCACACAGAGAGUGAGAAAUAUUACCCCAAAAGUACCUAAACGUCUAAAUGAUGACAAAAAUCAGUUAGCACACAGAGAGUGAGAAAUAUUACCCCAAAAGUACCUAAACGUCUCAAAAGCUGGUGUUGUCCCAGUGAGGAGCCUCUUGUUCCAUGACUAAAAUAGAUUGCUCCAAAGCCUGAUAAAAUCCCUCUCUGUUGGUGCCAUGGGGGGUAUGUGAUGCUAAACAUAGUCCUCCAACUCCAAUUUUUGAUAAAGAUAUGACCCUCAC
This is a messenger RNA of Pseudo-nitzschia multistriata, 4323 nucleotides long. Lineage: Eukaryota; Bacillariophyta; Bacillariophyceae; Bacillariales; Bacillariaceae. The record is from the annotation of a GenBank genome assembly.